AUGUCAGCGCAUCUGCAAUGGAUGAUCAGGUGGAACUGCUCCAGCUUCUUGAUCAAGAGAAGCAAGCAGACGUGUAGCACCGAGCCCAAUAACCUGAAGGCCCGCAGCUCCUUCCGCUACAACAGGUUCGUUCACCGCCGGACUGUGGGCGUGGAGCCGGCGGCAGACGGCAAAGGGGUCGUGGUGGUCAUGAAGUGGAGAUCCAGCCAGCGAAAGGUAGCCGCUUCCUACAUGCGGACCACCAUCAACAAGAACGCCCGGGCGACCCUCAGCAGCAUCCGGCACGUGAUCCGAAAGAACAAGUACCGCCCAGAUUUUCACGUGGCCGCCAUCCGCAGAGCCAGCGCAGGCCUGCGCAGCCAGAAGCCUGUGAUGGCGAAGAGAAAGCGGACUCGCCCCACCAAGGGCUCCUGA
This is a messenger RNA of Balaenoptera ricei (Rice's whale), 414 nucleotides long. RefSeq names its product large ribosomal subunit protein eL28-like. The record is from RefSeq and is a predicted model, not a curated record. Gene Ontology annotation, molecular function: structural constituent of ribosome. The transcript has a single exon. Gene Ontology annotation, biological process: translation. NCBI's taxonomy places the organism in Eukaryota, Metazoa, Chordata, Mammalia, Artiodactyla, Balaenopteridae. Gene Ontology annotation, cellular component: cytosolic large ribosomal subunit; ribosome. The coding region runs from base 1 to 414 and encodes 137 amino acids.